Molecule: messenger RNA, 1755 nt
Organism: Adineta steineri
Lineage: Eukaryota; Metazoa; Rotifera; Eurotatoria; Adinetida; Adinetidae
Source: the annotation of a GenBank genome assembly
AUGGCUACAGGUGGAAAUGUUGACUCACAACAAUACACACGUGUAUCGGAUAUUCUUAAAGAACCACAAAAGAUGCUCAUGCCAAUUCGAGGGUACGAAGAAAUGCCAAUAGUAUCAUUGGAAGAAGCUGUUACACCACUUGUUUCGAUUUUACCUGAAAUUCAGGAUUAUGCUUAUGUUGCGAAACAACGAUGUGAAUCCGUACCUCCUGAUGGUUUAACACAGGAUGAAUCGGCUUCAAUCAUGCUUUACUCAAUGGAAUGGAAACCACAUGAAAAAUGUUUAUAUUUUGCCCUCAAUGCAACUCUUCGCACUGAAGAUAGGCGAAAAUUAGAACGAUGGUUUUCGUAUUUAAAACUUAUUCUUACGGCACUCGAAAAACUACCAUCCACGCGACGCAAUGUGUUUCGUGGGGUGAAUUUAGAUCUAACUAAUCAAUAUACUCAAGGAAAAACAUUUGUCUGGUGGGGAUUUUCUUCAUGCACAACAUCGAUAGAAGUACUCGAAAACGAACAAUUUCUAGACAAAACUGGCCAAAGAACAUUGUUUACUAUCGAAUGUGAUAGUGGCAAAGAUAUCAGUUGUCAUUCGUAUUAUCAGUCAGAAAAAGAAGUUCUUCUUCUGGCUGCUCGACAGUUUAUUGUAGUAGGCUAUCUUCGACCAGCACCAGGUCUUCAUAUGAUUCAAUUAAAAGAAACAAAGCCUCCAAUUACUCUUUUACAACCUGUUACAAAUCAAUCUGUACAGAUUAAACCAACACCGGAUUCUUAUCAAUCAAAUCAUUCUACAAUUAUUACAGCGACUAUACCAAAGAAUCCAAUAACAACUCAAUCUCAAAUAAAACAAAAACAAAUUCAAACAAAAAAGAAUAAAUAUCAACAAUUUGGAAUUACUGUUGCUGGAGGAAAUGGCCUAGGACAUGAAUUAAAUCAACUCAAUAGUCCUAAAGGGAUGUUUAUUGAUAACGAUAAAUCAAUUCAUAUUGUUGAUUCUGAGAAUAAUCGUAUUGUUAAAUGGAAAGUGAAUUCAAAUACUGGUCAAAUCAUUGCAGAUGGAAAUAGACAAGGAAAUCAAAAUAAUCAAUUGGAUUCUCCAGAAGAUAUAAAUUUUAAUGAAAAAAAUAAUUCUUUUAUUAUUUCAGAUUGGGGAAACCACCGAGUAAUUCGAUAUUUUGAUCAAAUCCAAACAAAUAAACAAAUUAUUAUUUCAGAUAUUCAUUCUUUUGGUCUUACAAUCGAUAAAAAUGGAUUUAUUUAUGUUUCUGAUUGGAAGAAUAAUGAAGUAAGACGAUGGAAACAAGGACAUGAAAAAGGUGAAUUGGUUGCAGGUGGAAAUGGUAAAGGAGAUCAUCUUAAUCAACUCGAUUCUCCUACUUAUAUUUUUAUUGAUGAAGAUUAUUCUCUUUAUAUAUCAGAUCGUGACAAUUAUCGUGUAAUGAAAUGGAAAAAAGAUGCAAAAGAAGGAAUUAUUGUUGCUGGUGGAAAUGGUUAUGGAAAUAGUCUCAAACAAUUGUCUCAACCUCAAGGAGUGAUUGUUGAUGAUUUGGGUCAAAUCUAUGUGGCAGAUUGGGGGAAUGAUCGAGUAAUGCGUUGGUGUGAAGAAGAUAAAGAAGGUGAAAUUAUUGUAGGUAAAAAUGGAAGAGGAAAUCAAUCAAAUCAAUUGCAUUAUCCCGCAGGUUUAUCAUUUGACAAUGAAGAAAAUCUUUAUGUUGCUGAUUGUUACAACCAUCGAAUCCAAAAAUUUGAAAAACUUUGA